This is a messenger RNA of Myotis lucifugus (little brown bat), 3434 nucleotides long. Its product is annotated as beta-adrenergic receptor kinase 2. The transcript has 21 exons. The record is from RefSeq and is a predicted model, not a curated record. The coding region runs from base 1 to 2037 and encodes 678 amino acids. Gene Ontology annotation, molecular function: G protein-coupled receptor binding; G protein-coupled receptor kinase activity; ATP binding. Gene Ontology annotation, biological process: G protein-coupled receptor signaling pathway; regulation of signal transduction; protein phosphorylation. Lineage: Eukaryota; Metazoa; Chordata; Mammalia; Chiroptera; Vespertilionidae.
AUGGGGCUCGCUUAUGCCCAGCGAAAGAAGCCAGACCCAAAAGGCAAUGUGUUGUAUGAGUUCAACGAUAUAAAAUUCUCCAACUGGAGCGAGUCACCCGGAUUAACAGAAAGGGGAUCGGCUGUCAUCGCUAAAAACGUGUCGCUCUUCUCUUUCAGCAUCCGGAGCGUGAUGCAGAAGUAUCUUGAGGAGAGAAAUGAGAUCACCUUCGACAAGAUUUUCAAUCAGAAAAUUGGUUUCUUGCUAUUUAAAGAUUUUUGUUUGAAUGAAAUUAAUGAAGCUGUACCUCAGGUGAAGUUUUAUGAAGAGAUAAAAGAAUACGAAAAGCUUGAUAACGAGGAAGAUCGCCUGAGUCGAAGUCGGCAGAUUUAUGACACCUACAUCAUGAAGGAGCUGCUGUCUUGUUCGCAUCCAUUCUCGAAGCAAGCUGUGGAUCACGUGCAGUAUCUUCUGUCCAAGAAGCAAGUGACAUCUGCGCUCUUCCAGCCAUACAUAGAAGAAAUCUGUGAAAGUCUUCGAGGCAACAUUUUUCAAAAAUUUAUGGAAAGUGACAAGUUCACUCGAUUUUGUCAGUGGAAAAAUGUAGAAUUAAAUAUCCAUUUGACCAUGAAUGAUUUCAGCGUACAUAGGAUCAUCGGGCGAGGCGGCUUCGGAGAAGUCUACGGCUGCCGGAAAGCAGACACUGGAAAAAUGGUGAAGCUGGUGCCUGGCACCCAGGAUUGUCCUUUCAUUGUCUGCAUGACCUACGCCUUCCACACUCCAGAUAAACUCUGCUUCAUCUUGGACCUGAUGAACGGGGGCGACCUGCACUAUCACCUGUCGCAGCACGGGGUGUUCUCCGAGAAGGAGAUGCGCUUCUACGCCACCGAGAUCAUCCUGGGGCUGGAGCACAUGCACCAUCGCUUCGUCGUGUACAGGGACCUGAAGCCCGCAAAUAUCCUCUUGGAUGAGUACGGACACGUCAGGAUAUCAGAUCUCGGUCUGGCCUGUGAUUUCUCCAAAAAGAAGCCGCACGCGAGCGUGGGCACGCACGGGUACAUGGCUCCCGAGGUGCUGCAGAAGGGGACGGCCUACGACAGCAGUGCCGACUGGUUCUCCCUGGGCUGCAUGCUCUUCAAGCUUCUGAGAGGCCACAGCCCUUUCAGGCAACACAAAACCAAAGACAAGCAUGAAAUAGACCGGAUGACACUCACCGUGAACGUGGACCUUCCGGACGCUUUCUCCCCCGAGCUGAGGUCGCUGCUGGAGGGCUUGCUGCAGCGGGAAGUCGGCAAGCGGCUGGGCUGCCACGGAGGCGGGUCUCAGGAAGUGAAGGAACACAGCUUCUUCAGGGGCAUCGACUGGCAUCACGUCUACUUACAAAAGUACCCGCCACCCCUGAUCCCUCCCCGAGGAGAAGUGAAUGCGGCUGACGCCUUCGACAUCGGCUCCUUUGACGAAGAGGACACCAGAGGCAUCAAGCUUCUGGACUGUGACCAAGAGCUCUACAAGAACUUCCCGCUGGUCAUCUCCGAGCGCUGGCAGCAGGAGGUGGUGGAGACCAUCUACGAAACAGUGAACUCGGACACGGAUAAGAUCGAGGCCAGGAAGAGGGCGAAGAACAAGCAGCUGGGCCACGAAGAAGAUUACGCCAUGGGAAAGGACUGUAUUAUGCACGGGUACAUGCUGAAACUGGGGAACCCGUUUCUGACUCAGUGGCAGCGCCGAUAUUUUUACCUCUUUCCAAACAGACUUGAAUGGAGAGGAGAGGGGGAGUCCCGGCAAAAUUUACUGACCAUGGAACAGAUUAUGUCUGUGGAAGAAACUCAGUUUAAAGACAAAAAAUGCAUUUUGUUGAGGAUAAAAGGAGGGAAGCAAUUUGUCUUACAAUGUGAGAGCGACCCCGAGUUUGUGCAGUGGAAGAAGGAGCUGACGGAGACGUUCACCGAGGCCCAGCGGCUGCUGCGACGCGCGCCCAAGUUCCUCAACAAGUCCCGCGCGGGCGUCGCGGAGCUCGCGAAGCCGCCCCUCUGCCACCGGAGCAGCAACGGCCUCUGACAGCCGGGAGGGAUGCCGGUGACAGCCGGGACGCGGGUCCCGGGGAAGACGGUGCCUGGGGGACGUCCCCACGGGUGUUCUCGGCCCUGGACGCGGAGCCUUUCGGAGGAGGAGGAGGAGGCCUAGAGGAUGGAUAGCUCAUCCCGGUCCUUGCAUCGCUGGGAAGACGCGGCCGCCGGGAUGCUCCUGCUCGGGGUCCUGACCAUUCUCGGCCCCGGGCGGCCUCCCUCCCGUCCUGGGGGGCCCCCCCGCCGGCCUCAUAUUUGUCCACAGUCGAAACUACUGAGGAAAAGGAAGAUUUUCCUCCGCCACACACUCAUUUUGGUACCUAUGAACCUAGAACUUGAGGCGAUCACUACUUACCAGUUUUUACGUCUGAUAUCAAACAUAUCUUGUACUUGUCCGGAUGGAAGGUGCCCAUCCGCCCUGUGGGCUAACAGGUCGCCCGGGGUCGCCGUGUUUUACCCAGAAACAGUCACUGCGGAUUUUUGUACGUCGUUGCUCUCCAUGCUCCUGGGAUGGGAGGCCAGCCGUGUGAUUCUUCUGUGCAUCUCAGACCCGGCUCCGUGCUGUCCUGAGUUCGAAAGCUGAAGAUGCUUUCUGGGACGGUUGUGCUUGGGCCCCUCACCGUGUGGCCGCACCCCCAGCUUCGGGUCUGCCCCCCCCUCCCCCAGGGAGCGCUCGGUGUGCUGGGCAUGGAGGGCACGGCCCCUGAGGACACGGGAGCCCCGUGGGAACUGCAGGCGCUCAACCACUGGAGGCGUUGACAGCGAUUCCAAAGGCGAGGCCGGCGCGGGGUUUUAAACUUCAGGGUAAUGAUGAUCGUCAGAAAUCUUCCAGGACACGAGCCGCACUUUCACGUGUCCGGGUGCACAGGGACGUUUGGGGGCGAGUCCGUUGGGUUUCGACAGCAGGCCGUGGUGUGACGCGGGCGAUCUGGUUCCUUCUGCCUGACCCCAGAGAACAUAUCAGCGAUGGAUGUGUGAAGGAAGGAAACUGUUGUACCUUUUGGUGUAAUUUAAAUGAAUUUUAUUGAAAAAAGAACGAAUGUGUCCCAAUGGGUUCCUUGUGUAUUUGGAUCUAUGUUGUCAUUCGUGAGUGACCCCGUGCCCUGGGCGGGUCGUCCCGUGACCGGGACGUUAGAGCGUGAAGACUCUUCGCCUGAUCCCAGCGGCGGCCUUUCCCCGUGGUUUUCCCCUGGCGAGUUCCAGGCCCUUCUCACGCCCCAAGUAAAUGCUGGGUUAUAAGAACCAGUGUGUUUGCCAGCAAAGCCCUCCGUGUCAUCAGACUAAAAAUAAUAACAGCAAUUUCAAAAGUCCACUUGUUGGUCCUGUUCCCAGCGCACUUUUAUUGUUUGUUUCUAAGUUAAUAACAAUAUACAAAACUUGACAUCGUAA